GCCUUUUAGGGUUCUCCUCUCUUAGAAGGUAGAGCCACCUGAGAAGUAUUUUCAGAGAGAGAGAGAGAGAGAGGGAGAGAGGCACCAGUCGCGCCGUGACGGGAGUGGAGCAACCAUGGUACACGUCGUGUCUAAUCGCAACUAUGACACGACAUUUAAGAAGCCUCGUUGUCCAUAUGAGAAGGAGCGUUUGGAUGCUGAGCUAAAGCUGGUGGGAGAGUACGGGCUGCGUUGCAAGAGAGAGCUUUGGGGGGUUCAGUUUGCCCUGAGCCGAAUCCGUAACAAUGCAAGGAUGCUUCUGACCCUUGACGAGAAGAACCCUCGUCGGAUCUUUGAGGGUGAGGCAAUGCUGAGGAGGAUGAACCGAUAUGGGCUCUUGGACGAGGGUCAGAACAAGCUGGAUUAUGUUUUGGCUUUGACUGUGGAGGACUUCCUUGAGCGUCGACUACAGACAGUUUAGAGCGCAGUACAACGGAGAGUUGUAUGCUGCGUUCAGGAAGGAUGCCCGUGUGCUCCUCAGGCAGAGGCAUAUCAGAGUUGGAAGGCAAGUGAUGAACAUUCCAUCCUUCAUGGUCAGAUGUGAUUCCGAGAAGCACAUUGAUUUUGCCAUUACUAGUCCAUUGGGUGGCGGAGGCCCCGGUAGAGUCAAGAGAAGGAACUUGAAGGCAGCUGCCAAGAAGGCCUCUGGUGGUGGAGAUGGAGAUCAAGAUGAUGAGGGAAUGAACACCGAGUUAAAACCAUUUUCGUUGAAGUUUAGUCUCGUGCAACACUAUUUUGUUGCCGGUUCUGAACUUGAUUUUUGAAUUUAGUAAACGAAACACCUUUAGCGUGCUAGGAUAUCUUAAAUCAAUGGAUAUUAUAUUACCUGGUUUUUGACAGAGUUCACCCAAUGUUUUCCUUUGUUGGCUGUUGGUAUCUUUAUACCUGGUCCUUCCGUAUAUUAACCUUGUUCCUUUUAUUCUUUGGUUUCCUUGGAAAAAAGUCACAAAGUCAUCUUACUCUUCUUCUACCCAAUAACACCAAUCUCGUUCUACCUUUGCCAAACCCCAAAUCCAGAAAUGGACUCCAUCAACGUUCUCAAAGGCUACGGCAAGGUAAACCCAGAACACAACCUAGAAGUCCAAGCUCAGAAGAUCCCCCACCCACCCAAAAGGCCGAUCAUCUCCACCCUUGUCAUCUCAGCCAUCGUCGGCUUAACCUUAGUGAUCGGCCUCAUGCUCGUAGCCCUCAUCCAUGAAUCCACCACCGAGUCUCCAUCCCUAUCCACCUCCGCCGAGUCAACCAUCAAAACCGUCUGCAACGUGACUCGGUACCCUGAGCCCUGUUUCACCUCCAUCUCCUCCAUCAACAGCUCUCCUAAACCAGACCUUGUAUCCAUCCUUAAGCUCUCUCUCCAAGCCUCCAUUUCCGAGCUUUCUCAUCUCUCUUCGGUGCUCAAGACCAUGAACUCCGAUGCCGCGAUCCGCGACUGCCGGGACCAGGUGGACGAGGCGCUGAGCCAGCUCAAUGACUCGGUGUCGGCAAUGGUGAUGGGUGAAGGGUUGACUGAAGCAAAGGUCAAGGACGUCCAGACGUGGAUAAGUAGUGCGGUGACGGACCAAGAGACGUGCUUGGAUGGUUUGGAAGAGAUGGGAUCAACCAGUGUUGAUGAUGUGAAGAAGAGGAUGAAGAAGUCGAUGGAGUUCACCAGCAACAGCUUGGCCAUUGUGGCCAAUUUCAGGGCCAUUCUUGACAAGCUUAGCCACAUUCCGCUCCAUUAGUUCAGGAACAAGUGUUUGACAUUUUGGAUUGUUUCAUUUUCUGCUUGAACAUCUGAAUUCUGUUUUGUUCUUGGUUUAUACAUCUCUGUUUGCAUUUGUAUGUUCAAACUUCAAAGCGGUGUGUAAAAAGGUGUAAUUAUUCACAUCCAAUUCAAGUGUUCUUCUUUUUUUGAUCAAAAAG
Messenger RNA from Argentina anserina (silverweed cinquefoil), 1941 nucleotides. Its product is annotated as pectinesterase 1. Gene Ontology annotation, molecular function: enzyme inhibitor activity. The coding region runs from base 1059 to 1760 and encodes 233 amino acids. Gene Ontology annotation, biological process: negative regulation of catalytic activity. NCBI's taxonomy places the organism in Eukaryota, Viridiplantae, Streptophyta, Magnoliopsida, Rosales, Rosaceae. The transcript has 3 exons. The record is from RefSeq and is a predicted model, not a curated record.